AUGGAGACGUACUACGGCCAUGUCCGCACUCCUGCGGACGCCAUCAUCCUCUUCGAGGCCUGUCGCAUUGGUCUUCUCCCUCGCGUCCAGCGUCGACUGUCCGAGAAAGAACGGCAGUUGAUCCGCUCUGGGUCCGUCUUUGUCUGGGAUGAGCGAGAAGCCGGCAUGCGCCGCUGGACGGACGGCAAGUCCUGGAGCGCCAGUCGCGUGUCUGGCAGCUUUCUCACGUAUCGCGAGAUGGAAGGCAAGCGAGGAGGCACCGGAGUAUCGCAGAGCACCAUUCCGCGAGCCGGGAAAACCCCCGAGAGCACCCGCGGUAGUGACGACGACCGCGGCGAUGGCGCUGACGAAGGCCCCGAUGGCUACCGAUAUAAGCCCGACGGCUUGAUGAAGCAGUCCUUUAGUAUCACCACCUCCGCCGGCCAACACCUCCAUCUCAUCAGCUACUACUCGCGCUCCCAUCCGUCCGCCGCCAACCUGCAACAGCCCACCAACGAUCCCACCCUGCGCCAUGUCCGACCCCAGAAAGGCCUCUAUCCCGAAUCCACGGUCAACGACCAGCAGAACCUGCCCGUCGUGACUCGCGGCCCCAUGGGCGGUGCUUACUCCGUCCACCACCCCAUGCCUCCCUACGCUCGCUCCGGCGCCACGCAUCCGCAAUCAUACACUCCGCCCUAUGCCUGGCCCCCGACGCCGCUGGCCACCCCGCCCGUCACCGUCCAUUACUCGCCAUACCUCCCGCCGGUGUCGGGCGCCAACGGCCAACUCUACGCUCAUCAUCAUCAACCCCCGCACGCCGGGCUGCCGCCCCCGCCCCCGCCGCAGCCAGGCCUGUCCGCCGCCUACGAACGCCCCGUGCACCCUAUCGAGAGCGCUAUCGCGCCGCCCGCCAUCCAUGCCUCCGGCGUCCACCACCCCGCGCUCCCCGUGAUCGCCGGCCGCUCCCCGCGUCUCGUCGCCGACGCCCACGACGUCCAACAGCGCAGCCCGCCCGCCUACGCGGCCACCGACCCCCGCCGCGCCUCUCCGCGCACCCAACCGCCCCCCAUCCCCGCAACAAACGGCUACGGCCCGGCCGCACGCAGCCCAGCCACGCUGACCCAGCCGCCGCCGCCGCCGCCGCCGCAGCCUCCAUCGACAUCGGCUCAAAUCCCGCCGCCCAAGCUCGCCGAACCCUCCACCACGGGGACCACGGUACCCAGCAUCGGGGCCCUGAUGAACGGCGCCGCAGCCGGCGGCGGCCUGCCCUCCAUCACGGCCACGGCGGCGUCGACGGGCCGCGCCGACGGGCCCCGCGAUAUCCCCAGCGAGAAGAUCGGGUUCGGCGGCGAGGAUAUGCGCGCGCUCCGACAAUUGGACCGCGUGUUCACGGCGUAG
This is a messenger RNA of Aspergillus terreus NIH2624, 1377 nucleotides long. Its product is annotated as camp independent regulatory protein. Bases 1 to 1377 code for a protein of 458 amino acids. Gene Ontology annotation, molecular function: DNA binding. Lineage: Eukaryota; Fungi; Ascomycota; Eurotiomycetes; Eurotiales; Aspergillaceae. The record is from RefSeq and is a predicted model, not a curated record. The transcript has a single exon.